Molecule: messenger RNA, 1990 nt
Organism: Mollisia scopiformis
Lineage: Eukaryota; Fungi; Ascomycota; Leotiomycetes; Helotiales; Mollisiaceae
Exons: 6
Coding region: 1-1917 (638 amino acids)
Biological process (GO): regulation of DNA-templated transcription
Cellular component (GO): nucleus
Molecular function (GO): transcription cis-regulatory region binding; DNA-binding transcription factor activity, RNA polymerase II-specific
Source: RefSeq, a predicted model, not a curated record
AUGGAGGGCUCUUCAGAGACCGCUGAAUCGCGGCAUUAUGGGAAGCGAAGGUUGAACCGGGCUUGUGCGCACUGCAAGGCCGCGAAAACGAAAUGCAUUGUUGAUCCGGGGAGUGAGAGCUCUUGUGUUCUCAUUUCAAGCUCGAGUGUGUGGCAGCGGUACCUGCCGUUCGUAGGCGAAGGCAAGACAGGACCUCGUCGUGUAUCGGAUUUAGAGCAGAAGCUGGACAACAUUGUGACCUUGCUCACCAAUCCUCAGCAAACACAAAAUGUUCCACGAGGGUUCGACAACUCAGUUCCAGAUCUUUGGACUUCACCCGAAAGUCAGGAUACAUCCAACUUCGAGCCCAGUCCUUCUUACGGAGAUGAAAGAGGUGUGGUCAUUGCACCUGAGCUACGAUCCGGCUCGCAACCAUACGAAUCCCAAUCCUCGACUUCGAAUUUGGACGAGCCCCCUUUCCCAGCCGAGCCAAUGCUCCCAAUAAGGACAACCCGAAUAAUUCCCACGCAAAGCGCUCUACCCCCAUUCCGGCCUCACCAAUCCAUGUCACUCGAUCCAGAUGAGCUGUUGUCGUACUUUCGAAACCAUAUGACUGAGCAAUUUGUGUUUGUAGUUGUGCCGGAAGGUGUCACGGCUCGGAAUUUGAGACAACAGAAGCCUUUCCUUUUGGAUUCUAUACUACUAGUAGCCGCUAAGCAGAGUGUCGCUUCGCAGAAGGAAGCCGGAGAUAAGUUACUAGCUUUUCUCGGUGAGCGUAUGCUACUACGAGGUGAAAAGAGUCUUGAUCUGCUACAGGGACUUCUGGUGUACCUCGCAUGGGGUAAUUACCAGUUUCAUAACAGCGCGCAGAUGUCAGCACUCCUUCAAUUGGCCGUCGCCCUGUUGGCAGAGCUGGAGUUAGGGAAAAUGCUUCCAAGCCCGCCUGAUCCUAAGAAAUCGCUCGUGCAUGUGGUAGGAAUUAGUUCCACAGCACCAGCUAAGGCUUUGGCGGUCCAUACUCCUGACGAGAUGCGAGCUUUUCUAGGGUGUUUCUAUCUCAGCUCUUUAUUCUCGCAGUGCUACAAGAAGUUGACAGCAAUGAGAUACACGCCGUAUAUUGAGCAUUGCUGUACAGCGCUAGACGAAGCUGCGGAGUAUACGACAGACAUCUACUUGACGGCUCUGGUUCGCAUUCAAUUAUUCUUGUGUAAAGCCAUCGAGUCUCUACCACUCGAGGAGGCGGAUAGAUCCUCAGCAACAUUAAGAAUGUACGUGAAGUCAAUGCAGAAAGAGCUCCAAGACUUCAGAGCAAGUCUUUCAAAUAGUGGAAGCUAUACUUCACGCCUCUCCUACGAUCUCCUCCUCCUGCACUCCUACAGCGUAGAGACCAGCCUCCUCGAGAUAGGCCUCUACGAACCCCAUCACACUACAUCUCAAACGCCAAACCUCCGCCACCUGGAUCAACUCUCAUCCUGCCUCACAGCCACCAAAACCUUCUUCGACCACUGGUUCCAAGUCCCAAACACCAUCUAUAUCCUCCUCCCAAUCGUAGCCUGGUCCGAACUCGCAAACGUGACCAUGGCUGCCUCGCGUCUCGUCCUUCUCGAGUACCCAGGCUGGGACCUGGAACAUGCUCGCGAAGUUGCUGAUUUCGCGAAUACAUUAGAUAGGCUUGCGGCUCGGAUCGAGGAAGCGAUGGAGAGCUUGUUUGCGGGGAAUAAAGGCGCAGAUGCUGAGGGCGUGUUGUUGAGAUAUGCGCAGAGGUUGAGGUGGGUGAAAGGGUGGUAUGAGGCGAGGAGCAAGGAGGGGCAGGUCGAAGUUUUGGAAGAAGUCCCCACUAUGGUAGGUGGUGAUUUUAUGAAUUUGGAUGAUAUGUUUUGGCAGGAUUUUUCAGGGGAGUGGAGGGGUGUGUAUGGGGCUGAUAUUCCGAUUGGGUAGAGAGGUGUUGAGAUGCUCUUUGGAUACUGGUAGAUUGUAUUGAGGGACUUUGAGUUGAGUUGAGUGUCUUGGG